AUGCAUGGUAUUGCUCUGACCCCCGGGAGCAACUUGUGGUUCACUAUCUUGCCCAAGGACACUUGGUUAUUUGGACUGAGGAGACCGGGAAUAGAACCGUCAACACCCUGUGCCCCAGAACCACGGCUACUCCAUACAGAGGCGAAAAGUGGAUUUGAGGGAUCUGCUGGCUGUGUCAGUAGAGGCUGCAGUACUAGGUGGCAAAGAGGUGAAGAAGUGCGUGAUGAAAAUAGUCUGAAGGAAAAGUCAAAGGGCAAGACAAGGGUGGGAGAUAGUGAGCUGCUGACCAUGGGUGACCUGCAGUCACACAGAAAGAUGUUUAACCUCAUAAAGAACACCUUCCCUGAAAUCAUGGUGAACAGUGAGGAACAUGACAAUGUAGUUGAUAAGGCAGCAACCUGGAGCCAGGACAUUCCAGCAGACAUAUACAAGAUACCAGCAGGCAAGGAUGUACCUGCUGAGAGCAUCACAGUGUGGAUUGAUCCUCUAGAUGCUACGCAGGAAUAUACAGAGAACCUUGUGAAGUAUGUGACCACAAUGGUGUGUGUGGCUGUAGAUGGUAAACCAGUCAUUGGGGUCAUACAUCAGCCAUUCACUGGGUUCACUGCCUGGGCAUUUGUGGGUGUGGGAUCAAAUAUGCGUCCCCGCUCAUCAUACAGUGUUAGCCCUCCAAAAGUGAUUGUGUCACGUUCCCAUUCUGGAAAAGUUAAAAGUUUUGUUCAUGAUGCUUUUGGAAACAGCACAACAAUUGUAGAAGCAGGUGGAGCAGGAUAUAAGGUUUUGUCACUCUUGGAGAUGCCUGCAGAUACUAUAGACCAGGCAGAUGUUUACAUUCACAUCAGGUUCAUUAAGAAAUGGGACAUUUGUGCUGGUGCAGCACUACUCAAUCAUAUGGGAGGCCACAUGACAACCCUAAAGGGAGAGGACAUUGACUACAGUGGAACACCAAUUAACAAAGGAGGACUGGUGGUCAGUGUGGGUGUGGACCAUAAAGCCAUGCUGGAGAGAUUACCAAACUGGGACCCUGAGAAGCACUGAAAAACACAAACACAGAGUCAGUGUGCAUACACAUGCUCAUGAUGAACACUGGACAACAGUUGCCAUCGUUGGAUCCCCUCCAUUCAUCUUCAGAGGGCAGCAGGAUGACUGUAAAGUGAAAUGAUAAACUGAUGAGCACAAUACUGAACAUUACAAGAAAUCCUGUCUAGUUACUGACUUACAUCAUCUUCAUUCCCAUCUUUUUCACAUGGUAUUUAUACAAUCAGUUUAGCUCAAUUACUGAAACAACCACAUAUUAUUUGAGACUGGACUGAGACUCGCUCUGAGAGGGAACAAAAAGGCUCUGUAUCCUAAACAGCCACUGGGUUAUUGGCCACUAGGAGCUACUUCAACAACAAAUCCUAUAAUAACCAACGUGUUACCCCACAACAAUUCAUUUUACCCGGUCUGCUUUUGCAUAGUCAUCUAGUGUGGCAAAGAGAGAGAGAAUUUGCCUUUGGAUUGACAGUGAACACUGACAGUGGGGCAUCAGCUCCAUGGCACUUUCUGGUGUCAUUUAUUGUAGUUGCUAGUCUCUUAAACUCUGGGUCAGGACUCAAGUGGUACAUGUAUAUUUUAAAGAGACUUGAGAGUCAGUGUAUUUGCAUUGAAUUGGUCGUUGCUUUAAAAUGGUUAAUUUAAUUUCUGUUUGAAUGUGAGUUUGAGGUAGUGUUUGCAAAAAGAUGAAGCACUAAAAUUUUGUAAAAUAAUUAAUAAGAAUACAUUUUUACAGAUUACAUUAGUUCCCAGGGCAUGCCUAGGCCCAGAGAGGAUCAGAUUUGCUAAGUUACUAGUUUUGCCCAAAUAUGUGGUAGCCAAACAGGAAAAAUGUUUUAUUAGAAUUUCAAAAGCAUUAAAUGGUAAAAUGUAAAAAGUUAUUUAUUUUCCCAGUUUACUAGGGACGGCAUAAUGUUUUUCUCAGUAUAAUUCAAUAGAAGAUAUAGGGUUUAUAAAUCUAUUGAAUCACUACAUAUAAAUUCAGUGACAACAGUGUAUGACUGCAGAAUACUUAAAACCUAGUUAGACAAUACUGGUAUGACUCCUUCCUGUCCAAACCUUUUGUGCAACUAAGGUAUUGGGUGCUAUCACAACCUGCAAAAUAUAACCCACAGAAAUUACAUCCUGCUAUUUUGUCAGUUUUAGAUUAGCAGUAGACUGAACUGCACUGACUGUGUUGAAGUACAUAUGUACUUGCAUGGUUUUAUUAUCUAACACUUUUCACCAAAAUGAAAAUGUCUUUGGCUCAAUCAGCAUCUGUUUCUGGGGACUGCUGUAGUUUAUAUGCUGUUUGCUGUUAGUAAGUGUUUAAAGUUUUACAUCCAGUACUUUCAUUUUGUGCAACAGACGCUGACCUGAAGUUUGAAUUUUACAUUUGCUGAAUGUUUGUUAAAUGAAGAAAAAAUGCUUUCAUGUCAUUUUCUUGGAGAUGCAAGUGACUUGUAUUAUGUUCCGUUUGUUUCAUCACCCUUUGUGUUGUUAAACUUGUAUGAGUUAAAAAAUGGGUCUAGAGGGUUACAAGUUAAAAGUUCUUAUACUGUAUGUUCUGCCACAAACGUAAGAUAAAAAUAGAUGAUUAUCAUAAACUUUUGUAAAGUUAAAGGCCUAUCUGGAUGAUGAUGAUGGUGGUGGUGAUAUCAAAAAGGAGACAGCUGGACUCAAAGAGACAAGAGACACCUGCUGUCAGUCCUACACCUGUUGGACUCUCACUUGAUUCAUUUCAGUUUUAUGAUUUCAUUGAUCUGCACAGGACAACAUUGUUGAUGGGUGACGAAGAGGUGCAUCCCAGUUCUCUUAACUGAUCAUUCCUUACUUCUCAACCCUUUCUUGACCCAGAAGUUGUACCGCUGCACCAUCUUCUAGGAUGUUUCAGUUCUCUUGCUGAUGUUGGGAGGAGUGAGGAGGCUGCUUAGACAAGACAUGAGUGAGAGACCAUCCUUUGUGGAAGUCUUUUAUGGACUGACGCACCUGUUUAUCACUUAGUGAUUGUAUGCUUCAGGUUAGGGAGUGGAGGAAAGGAUAUCUCAUGUCUCAAGAUAUUUUUGGUUUCUUUUUCCAUGCAUGUGUGAGGGACUUGGAUGCAAGGAAAAGACAAGUGAGGGAAAUGUGGAUACAGGUAAAGGAAUUGAGAUGUACCCUUUGUUGUCCUCAGCACUCAGCAUGACUUUUGUAAAUGCUGCUAUGCUAACACUGAUUGAUAUGCAAGGCUAUAGCAAUGGAACUAGUACUGUAUUACAGUGACAUGGUCAUCACACGGGUCAUAUUGUUUGAAUGGACAUUUGAAAACAAUACACUUCCUUAACUUGGGUUUUGGCUAACUGUGUAAUGAAUUUAAAAAAAUGUUUGAGUAAGAAAUAAUGAUUAAAGGGGUACUCCUGUGA
Monopterus albus (swamp eel) is the source of this 3416-nucleotide messenger RNA. Its product is annotated as inositol monophosphatase 3-like. Lineage: Eukaryota; Metazoa; Chordata; Actinopteri; Synbranchiformes; Synbranchidae. Gene Ontology annotation, biological process: phosphatidylinositol phosphate biosynthetic process. The record is from RefSeq and is a predicted model, not a curated record. Bases 1 to 1038 code for a protein of 345 amino acids. Gene Ontology annotation, cellular component: endomembrane system. Gene Ontology annotation, molecular function: 3'-nucleotidase activity. The transcript has 9 exons.